GAGAUUUCACUGUGUUGUUAACACAAACAGCGGCUAACGGAGCACUUAAAUUAAGCUAGCGACGUAUGGAUAAAGCUAUCUUAUUUCGCGCUGUUUUACCGGUUAGAAAACAUUUUUGUUUGUGUCUUUCGACAUUUUCUAUGUGCUCUCAAAGGGGGCAACUUCACAAGCUUAAUUCGGUUUAACCACACUGCCUUUCCUGUCAGUGUUGCCCCGAGUUUAGCUCGUUAAUCCUCGUUUGUGAGGACUUUUAUUUAGCUAACGGUUGCAACUAACUCCUAGCAGCGUCAGUGCUGCUGCUGCUGCUGCUGCUGCUGCGCUCAUCAUGCAUGCACAGGCACGUUUGCUCGGAUGAAACCAAACGAAAAUGAACCCAAGGGCAUAAGAACAACAACAAGCCCAUGUCUGGACUGAGAACAGCACCGUGGCUCCACCGGCCGUGAAGCCACAACCAGCAGAGCGGCUUUAGUUGGACACAGACAGACAGAGAGAGAGACAGAGAGGGAUCAGGAGCUGAAGCUAGCCUCCAGCCUGUUCACACCGCCCUCAAGAGACCACCGACAGGAGCAUUUUCAACUCUACUAAAGCCACCAAAAUCCAGCCAAAAUGGGAGAGCAGCCCAUCUUCAGUACGCGGGCCCACGUCUUCCAGAUCGACCCAAACACCAAGAAGAAUUGGGUUCCCACCAGUAAACAUGCUGUCACCGUCUCCUACUUCUUUGACAGCACAAGGAAUGUAUAUCGGAUCAUCAGUCUGGAUGGAUCUAAGGCCAUUAUCAACAGCACCAUCACCCCCAACAUGACGUUCACCAAGACGUCGCAGAAGUUUGGCCAGUGGGCCGACAGCCGGGCAAACACAGUCUACGGCCUCGGCUUCUCAUCUGAGAGUAACCUGGUCAAGUUUGCAGAAAAGUUUACCGAGUUCAAGGAGGCGGCGCGGUUAGCAAAAGAGAAGUCUCAGGAGAAGAUGGAGCUCACCAGCACUCCCUCUCAGGAGUCGGCACCAGGUGAUCUGCAGUCACCACUGACCUCAGAGAGCAUCAACGGUACAGACGAUGAGAGAGUCACACCAGACACACCUCAGAACCCUGAACCCAGAGCAGAGCCUUCCCAGAAUGCACUGCCCUUCUCACACAGUUCAUCCAGCAUCAAUAAGCACUGGGAGGCAGAGCUGGCAGCGCUGAAGGGGAACAACGCCAAGCUGACGGCGGCUCUGCUGGAGUCCACGGCAAACGUCAAACAGUGGAAGCAACAGCUGGCAGCCUAUCAGGAAGAAGCGGAGAGGCUACACAAACGGGUGACGGAGCUGGAGUGUGUGAGUGGCCAAACAACAGUGAUCAAAUCCCAAAAGACAGAACUCAACCAAACGAUAGAAGAGCUGGAGGCUGCUCUGAAGGCCAAGGAGGAGGAGUUGGAGAGACUUAAAGCAGAGGUGGAGAGUGCCAACGAGUUUCAGUCUCAGAAAGACUCCCUAACACAGAAACUGCAGGACACGGAGUCCAAGAACCAGACUUUAGAGGCCCAGCUGAGCGAUCUGGAGCAGCGUCUGGAGAGCAACCAGCAGGAGAGGGAAGCCUUCCGCAAGAGCCUGCGCUCGCUACUGGAGCUGCUGGACGGCAAGAUCUUCGAGCUGACGGAGCUGCGGGACACGCUGGGUAAGCUGAUCGAGGGCAGCUAGAGAGACAAACACACCGUCACCAAUACCUACACCGCAGCCAGCGCUCAGAAAGGAAAGCACCUGCAUGUUGGCACUCACAUCCUCACUGACAUGUAACUUGAAUUUCUUUCUCCCACACGUGUAGAAGUUUACACACGACUUUAUGCAUUAGCGGUACACACAUUUUUUUGCUACACGUUUACAAACAAGCCAAGUGAAAAGAGGCUUAGCUUGGACCAUGCCUUCCCUCCGCUCCACUCUGGAAUAUUCUCUUAACAACACAAAAAACUCUGAAAUGUUUUUGUUUUUGGAAAAUCAUUCCGUUUGCGGGGAUUUUUAUUUAUUUAUUUUUUUGCUCCUGCGAUCGUGCAGACUUUAAUUCAUUAAAGACCAGCUUUCUCUUUUCGAGCUUUUUUGCUUUGGUGCAUUCUGCAGUCACCUGGAGUCGGUGAUUAUUUCUCCCCUCUUCUUCUUUGAUUCAUCGUCAGCCAAAUGAACACUUUGGAGUCACAUGAGAAGGACUCGAGCUUUUCCUACACUCUGAUUCAUUUUUAUUUGAACUCUUGGAGGGCGACGGGGCGCUUUCGAAUGUCAUGAAGAGACAAACGUUCCUCCUGUGACUGAAAUCCACCGAGGGACUGCCAAAAGAAUACAAAAAAAAAGGCCAGAGAGGACUUUGUCUUAUAUUCUUAUACAAUAUAUGAGCAAUACAAAAAAAGGGAGCAUCAGAGGGUAAAUAAACACUUUCCACUCUCACUUUCAGGUAAUUUUACUCCUCUCUCGAAUACGUUUUAACCACAAGCGAGAUUUUAUUCACUUUCUUUCUAUACACUUUUUUUAAAAGAAUCUAACAAAUUCAUAGUGCACUUGUAAAAAUGGAGUUUGUGUGUAUGAGUGACUCUUUCUUUCUCCUCUUGUUUCUGUUGCGACUUGAAGUGCAAUGACUGAAUCCUUUCCGUUUGUUAAUUUAUUACGAAACCGUUCACUGAAGACGACGAUGAACGUUGUACAAAAGCAAAGAUCUUUAUUUACAUCUUGUUUUCACUUAAUCUUUUUUUUAUUGUCUGGUACGUGGCUGUCGAGUUAGUUUCCUCUCUUUUAUUUUGAAAAACUGGCAAUAUUUUUGAACUAUUUAUGAAAUGAGACUAUAAAGAAGGCGAUCGUGGGUUGGAUUUGCAGAGAAUCUUUUUCUUUUGCCAAAUAACGUUUUCCUGUACAGAUUUGAAUUCUUGCUGAUGUUGCCUUUGGUACAGAGAUGCAUCAAUGGUAGCUGACUAGCGGUACUUUAUUUUUUGUGGGAUUUACUAUUGCCAAAAAUCCAGCGACAUUAAGAGGAAUAGUAUAUACACCUGAAGAACACUAUUUAAGGGCUUGUUGUAGGUUCGGGUACAUUCGGGAGACUUGAAUUAUUUUAGCGGUGACUUUAUCACGUUGAGAAUUACGAGUAUUACAGCUUGAAAGGGAAAAAAAAACAUUUGAAUAAGACUUUUAAAUGUUGAU
Molecule: messenger RNA, 3156 nt
Organism: Plectropomus leopardus (leopard coralgrouper)
Lineage: Eukaryota; Metazoa; Chordata; Actinopteri; Perciformes; Serranidae
Product: homer protein homolog 1
Biological process (GO): G protein-coupled glutamate receptor signaling pathway
Molecular function (GO): G protein-coupled glutamate receptor binding
Source: RefSeq, a predicted model, not a curated record